Symphalangus syndactylus (siamang) is the source of this 1851-nucleotide messenger RNA. RefSeq names its product gap junction protein alpha 10 (gene GJA10). Lineage: Eukaryota; Metazoa; Chordata; Mammalia; Primates; Hylobatidae. Gene Ontology annotation, biological process: cell-cell signaling. Gene Ontology annotation, cellular component: connexin complex. The record is from RefSeq and is a predicted model, not a curated record. Gene Ontology annotation, molecular function: gap junction channel activity.
AUGGGGGAUUGGAACUUAUUGGGUGGCAUCCUAGAGGAAGUUCACUCCCACUCAACCAUAGUGGGGAAAAUCUGGCUGACCAUCCUCUUCAUCUUCCGAAUGCUGGUACUUCGUGUGGCUGCUGAGGAUGUCUGGGAUGAUGAACAGUCAGCAUUUGCCUGCAACACCCGGCAGCCAGGUUGCAACAAUAUCUGUUAUGAUGAUGCAUUCCCUAUCUCUUUGAUCAGGUUCUGGGUUUUACAGAUCAUCUUUGUGUCUUCUCCUUCUUUGGUCUAUAUGGGCCAUGCACUUUAUAGGCUCAGGGCCUUUGAGAAAGAGAGGCAGAGGAAAAAGUCACACCUUAGAGCCCAGAUGGAGAAUCCAGAGCUUGACUUGGAGGAGCAGCAAAGAAUAGAUAGGGAACUGAGGAGGUUAGAGGAGCAGAAGAGGAUCCAUAAAGUCCCUCUGAAAGGAUGUCUGCUGCGUACUUAUGUCUUACACAUCUUGACCAGAUCUGUGCUGGAAGUAGGAUUCAUGAUAGGCCAAUAUAUUCUCUAUGGGUUUCAAAUGCACCCCCUUUACAAAUGCACUCAACCUCCUUGCCCCAAUGCGGUGGAUUGCUUUGUAUCCAGGCCCACUGAGAAGACAAUUUUCAUGCUUUUUAUGCACAGCAUUGCAGCCAUUUCCUUGUUACUCAAUAUACUAGAAAUAUUUCAUCUGGGCAUCAGAAAAAUUAUGAGGACACUUUAUAAGAAAUCCAGCAGUGAGGGCAUUGAGGAUGAAACAGGCCCUCCAUUCCAUUUGAAGAAAUAUUCGGUGGCCCAGCAGUGUAUGAUUUGCUCUUCCUUGCCUGAAAGAAUCUCUCCACUUCAAGCUAACAAUCAACAGCAAGUCAUUCGAGUUAAUGUGCCAAAGUCUAAAACCAUGUGGCAAACGCCACAGCCCAGGCAACUUGAAGUAGACCCUUCCAAUGGGAAAAAGGACUGGUCUGAGAAGGAUCAGCAUAGCGGACAGCUCCAUGUUCACAGCCCAUGUCCCUGGGCUGGCAGUGCUGGAAAUCAGCACCUGGGACAGCAAUCAGACCAUUCCUCAUUUGGCCUGCAGAAUACAAUGUCUCAGUCCUGGCUAGGUACAACUACGGCUCCUAGAAACUGUCCAUCCUAUGCAAUAGGAACCUGGGAGCAGUCCCAGGACCCAGAACCCUCAGGUGAGCCUCUCACAGAUCUUCAUAGUCACUGCAGAGACAGUGAAGGCAGCAUGAGAGAGAGUGGGGUCUGGAUAGACAGAUCUCGCCCAGGCAGUCGCAAGGCCAGCUUUCUGUCCAGAUUGUUGUCUGAAAAGCGACAUCUGCACAGUGACUCAGGAAGCUCUGGUUCUCGGAAUAGCUCCUGCUUGGAUUUUCCUCACUGGGAAAACAGCCCCUCACCUCUGCCUUCAGUCACUGGGCACAGAACAUCAAUGAACAUGCUUCUAGAACUUUCAUCUAUUAUGAAAAAAUAAUGCAUCAGGAGCAGCUGGUACCUGCAGGAGGAGAGUUGUGCCUUUGUCAGCUCAAACUGCAGGAAGCACUUUGGGACCCACACCCUCUGCAGACACCCACCAGGUGAAGGGCCCUGUUCAGGGUGCUCCCAGCCUGGGCUCACUUCCACAGGAGACCCUUCCCUUAUGGGGGCUGGGGACAGAUUCUCACCUUGCCUGGGCACACUGAGGGAGGUCUGAUGCUCGGGCAGGGAGGAGCUGUACACCAUCAGAGGAGAUCUAGGGACAAGAGCGGCUCUGCCUCGAGGAGGAGGAUUGGUUUAUGUCACCUCUUCCCCAGUCCCAGCACAGGCUGGUGGGAUAUUUUGCAAGAGAGUACCCCAGCUCUGCAGU